Molecule: messenger RNA, 1820 nt
Organism: Argiope bruennichi
Lineage: Eukaryota; Metazoa; Arthropoda; Arachnida; Araneae; Araneidae
Product: retinol dehydrogenase 13-like
Exons: 5
Coding region: 218-1147 (309 amino acids)
Source: RefSeq, a predicted model, not a curated record
CAAGGGAAAUUCGAAACUCCUUUUCCUGUCUAUUCUGAGAAGUGGGGGUUGCGAAUAAAACAAUACUUUCCAAAGAAGAUAAUAUUGCAAAAUAUAGGGAACCGGUUUUGUAGUGACUAAAAGUGAAUUUGCGAUAGUGACGGAACAACAAGUAAGGAGAUUUACUGCUUGUUGGAAGCUGAUAGAGGGAAAAAAAAAGCUCACGAUUUCGUGAAACAUGGAAUAUCCACUGACCAAUAGCAAAUUUGUAGAAAUCGAACUGGAAGAAGAAAUUACUACUGAACAAGAAAAGUACCCUUUGAGUUCAAGAAGACCAGCCCUGGGGUGCUUCGUUUACUUCCGUGGCUUCUUGUUUGGGAGGAAAUGCCACAGCACUGCUCGUCUGAACGGCAAAACUGUCGUCAUCACAGGGGGGAAUACGGGUAUAGGCAAAGAAACGGCGCUGGAUCUCGCUUCAAGGGGUGCCAAAGUCAUCAUCGCUUGCAGAGACGUUCAGAAAGGAUACGAAACAGUGAAUGACAUCUCUGAGAAAGUACAGAAGCCCGACGUGGUUGUAAAGCGCCUCGAUCUUGCCUCUUUCGCUUCCAUCAAGAGUUUCGCUCAAGACGUGCUCGAAAACGAACCUUACAUACACAUACUCAUCAACAACGCAGGUGUGGCAGCGUGUCCCAAGUCUUUGACAGAGGACGGCUACGAAAUGCAGUUCGGGGUCAAUCACCUAGGUCACUUCCUCCUCACACAUCUCCUACUGGACAGAAUAAAAGCUUCUGUACCAGCGAGAAUCAUCAACGUUUCCUCGAUUGCUCACAUAUACCUAUCACAACUUUCUGUGUGCAGAAUCUGCAUCGUUUUAAACUUUUUGUUGGGAAAGUAUCAGAAAACUUACUGGUUAAACUUACUUAGUGGUUUACUUGAAUUUAAGCCAAGACCAGUCAAAGUUAAAAAGUUGAGCCCUAAAGCGAACCGAGAAAGUCCGAAGCGUUUACCUAAGAAACGAAGAUCCAAAUCUUUACCAAAAGUAAUACCAAGAACAAAGAAAUCUAUUAAGUCACCAAUUAAAUUGAAAAGACCAUCCAAGGUUAGAAAAGUGAGCCGUAAGCGAAAACGCAAAAGUCCGAAGCGACUACCAGAAGCUAAGAAACGGUAAGUGACCAGAAGUCCAAAGCGACCAUCAGCACCUAAGAAACGAAUAUCCAAAACUCCACCAAGAAAAAAAACCAAGAACCAGGAAACCAUCUUAGAAAGUUGUCAAAAUUAAGAGACCUGUAAAAGUGCCAAUUAAACUGAAAAAACAGGCCAGAUUAAAAAAUUAAGUCCUAAGCGAAAACGCACAAGUUCAAAGCGUCCACCAGCACCUAAGAAAUGUAAAGUCAACAGAAGACCAAAGCGUCCGUCAACACCUAAAAAACGAAGAUCCAAAUCCCCAUCAAAAGAAAAACCAAGAAACCUUCUAAGAAAAUUUUAAAAUCUCAGAGUUUUGCAGCGCCUAUGCCUUCAUGUGUUCUGAAAGCCUUUUCUGACAUAGAUAUAUCCUUAGCAAGAGACACUGCAAGCAAAUUUAAUCAAAUCCUUGAAGAAGCAUGCGAUGCGUUAAUCAAACGCAGUGUUUCCCAUGCUGCAAAAUCCAAAGAGUUAAGCACCCAAGACAUCGAAGCAGCUCUAUUAAACUCUUUCCUCCAGAAUUGGCUGCACAUGCCCUAUCGGUUGCGACUAACGCUGUAUCUAUAUACUUUGAAGAAAUGAAAGGAAAACGGCCUUAAAGUUAGACAUCGAGGCUGUAAUGGAUCAGAUUUAAAUCAAUUGCUUUUAUAAUUCCUAAA